CAGCCUUCACAGUGUGCUGGGACGGUGUGCUACGUAGUAGUGUGUGUUGCGAAUAAAGCGCUCUCGGUCCUGGUAACCUCAUGAAACAAACAUAAACUGCCAAAGUCGUGCCAGGAACAAAACUUUGCUAACAAUUAUAAGGAAUCACGGUGACAUUAAGGGAGGGGUCAAAUAAAUUCUGCAGUAACAAGCAACACACUUUAAAAAUGCUAGUCAAAUUAAUCACAAGAAAACCAUUUCUCUGCCCUAAGGGCAUUCUAAAUCACUCGUCAAAAUGGAGGUACUCAACUAAAAUUGAAUACAAACCGAUUCGAAGUGUUUUGGUAGCAAACAGAGGAGAAAUUGCUGUCAGAGUAUUUCGGGCUUGCACAGAACUGGGCAUUAAAUCGGUAGCUAUAUAUUCAAAGGAAGACAGAUCCCAUAUUCACAGGUUAAAGGCGGAUGAGAGUUAUUUAGUUGGAGAAGGUCUGUCUCCUGUACAGGCAUACCUUAAUAUACCCGAAAUCAUCAAAAUUUGUAAGGAACAUGGAGUCGAUGCAGUGCAUCCAGGGUAUGGGUUUUUGUCGGAACGAUCCGACUUUGCACAGGCCGUUAUUGAUGAAGGAAUACGAUUUAUUGGACCCACUCCUGAGGUUGUCUACAAGAUGGGUGAUAAGGUGGCAGCUAGACAGGCAGCUAUUGCUGCUGGUGUACCCAUUGUACCUGGAACAGAUGGACCCAUAACGACUAAAGAAGAGGCGAAAGAUUUCUGUAUAAAACAUGGUCUACCAGUUAUAUUUAAGGCUGCAUACGGAGGUGGAGGUAGAGGUAUGAGAGUGGUUAGAAAAAUGGAGGACGUCGAGGAAAAUUUCCAAAGGGCAUCUUCGGAGGCCUUGAGUGCUUUUGGAAACGGGGCCAUGUUCAUUGAAAAGUUCAUCGAGAGACCGAGGCACAUUGAGGUUCAGCUGUUAGGUGAUAAGGCGGGUAAUGUCGUGCAUUUGUACGAACGUGACUGUUCAGUGCAGAGGCGGCACCAGAAAGUGGUGGAAAUGGCUCCUGCUCCUCAUUUGGAUCCGAAAGUGAGACAGCGAAUGACGGAUUUAGCCGUAAAACUAGCGAAACAUGUCGGAUAUGAGAACGCGGGAACGGUAGAGUUCUUGUGUGACGAUCAGAAUAACUUCUAUUUCAUCGAAGUAAAUGCGAGGCUGCAGGUAGAGCACACCGUCACUGAAGAAAUAACUGGGAUCGAUUUGGUGCAAUCUCAGAUAAGAAUUGCCGAGGGUAUGACACUGCCAGAAUUAGGGAUUCAUCAAGAGACAAUUAAACACGAUGGAUUUGCAAUCCAAUGCCGUGUAACAACAGAAGACCCGGCAAAGAACUUCCAGCCAGACACGGGCAGAAUAGAAGUAUUCCGUUCAGGAGAAGGAAUGGGUAUCCGUCUGGAUGGAGCUUCAGCGUUCGCCGGUGCCAUAAUUUCUCCCUACUACGACUCGCUUCUUGUAAAAGUAAUUGCGCACUCGAAUGACCUCCAAUCAGCCUGCGCUAAACUCAACAGGGCACUAAGGGAGUUUCGAGUCCGUGGAGUCAAAACGAACAUUCCUUUCCUUUUGAAUGUACUGGAGAACCAGAAAUUCUUGAAUGGCUCUGUGGAUACUUAUUUUAUCGAUGAAAAUCCCCAGUUGUUCAAAUUUAAGCCUAGUCAAAACAGGGCUCAAAAACUGCUUAACUAUUUGGGGCAAGUUUUGGUAAACGGCCCCCAGACACCGCUGGCUACGUCUUUGAAACCUGCUGAUAUUAGACCGCACGUCCCGGAGGCAUCCGAAGAAUACCUGGCUGUACCUCCCUGGAAAAAUGCAAGUGUUCAGCCUCCAAAGGGUUUCCGACAGAUUUACAAGGAACAAGGUCCAGAGGCUUUCGCCAAAGCCGUUCGUAAUCACAAGGGUCUCUUGCUCAUGGAUACGACAUUCCGUGAUGCUCAUCAGUCUCUUCUGGCUACUCGUGUCCGAACCCACGAUUUGCUGAAAGUAUCGCCGUUUGUAACACACAACUUUAGCCAGUUGUACGCCAUGGAAAAUUGGGGCGGCGCUACUUUUGAUGUUGCCCUGAGGUUCCUACACGAAUGUCCGUGGGAGCGUUUAGAAGAUAUGAGAAAGUUGAUACCAAACAUUCCGUUCCAGAUGUUGCUUAGAGGCGCUAAUGCUGUUGGGUAUACGAAUUACCCCGAUAACGUGGUGUACAAAUUCUGCGAAUUGGCUGUUCAAACUGGUAUGGAUGUAUUCAGAGUGUUUGAUUCGUUGAACUACCUCCCAAACUUAAUACUGGGUAUGGAAGCUGCUGGUAAAGCAGGUGGGAUCGUUGAAGCGGCCAUCUCUUACUCUGGGGAUGUGAGCGACCCUAACAGAAAGAAAUAUGAUCUCAAAUAUUAUUUGAACAUCGCAGAAGAAUUGGUGAAAGCUGGAACCCACGUUUUAUCCAUUAAGGACAUGGCUGGAUUACUUAAGCCAAAGGCUGCAACAUUGCUUGUAACUGCCCUCCGCGACAAAUACCCUGACGUCCCCAUACAUAUUCACACACACGACACCAGUGGCGCCGGUGUUGCCUCAAUGCUAGCUUGCGCCGAAGCUGGAGCUGACGUCGUAGACGUCGCGGUGGACUCGAUGUCUGGGCUGACCAGUCAGCCUAGUAUGGGUGCUGUAGUAGCCAGUUUGCAAGGAUCUCCUCUUGAUACCGGUUUUCAAUUACCGAAGAUAUCAGAAUACUCGGCAUACUGGGAACAAACUAGGACUCUGUAUGCACCGUUCGAAUGUACCACUACCAUGAAGAGUGGUAACGCUGACGUGUACACCAACGAAAUUCCUGGUGGACAGUACACCAAUCUGCAGUUCCAAGCUUAUUCGUUAGGUCUCGGAGAUUUCUUCGAAGAUGUUAAAAAGGCUUACGCGGAGGCGAACCAGCUUCUGGGCGACAUCAUCAAGGUGACUCCUUCUUCGAAAGUUGUCGGCGACCUCGCUCAAUUCAUGGUACAAAAUCAUCUGUCCUCCCAAGACGUCCUCGAUAAGGCUGAAGAAUUAUCAUUCCCCAAAUCCGUAGUUGAAUAUCUGCAAGGUCUCAUCGGACAGCCCUACGGAGGUUUUCCGGAGCCUCUUAGGUCGAAGGUGUUGAGGGACAUGCCUCGAAUCGAGGGCCGACCCGGUGAGAGUCUUCCCCCGCUAGAUUUCAGCGCUCUGGGCGCUAGCUUGAGAGAAACCUUCCCCAACGCGAGCGAGAGAGAUGUUAUGUCCGCAGCUUUGUACCCGCAAGUGACCAAAGACUUCUUAGGAUUUAAGGAUAAAUACGGACCUGUGGAUAAGCUGGACACAAGGAUAUUCCUUGUGGGACCUAAAGUAGGUGAAGAAUUCGAGGCGACUAUCGAGAGAGGAAAGACAUUAGGAAUUAAAACCUUGGCUGUAGCAGAAGACUUAACUGAAGCCGGGGAGAUAGAGGUGUUCUUUGAGUUAAACGGCACCUUGCGAUCAGUUUUGAUCUUGGAUAAAGAUGCCAGUAAAGAGAUCCACGUCCACCCUAAGGCCGAUAAAGCGAAUAAGCUCCAGGUAGGCGCUCCUAUGCCCGGGACCGUUAUUGAUAUCAGGAUUAAGGAAGGGGAGAAGGUAGAAAAGGGCACGCCUCUAGUAAUUUUAUCAGCUAUGAAGAUGGAAACAGUCGUCCAGAGCCCCGUAGCUGGUGUCGUGAAGACUAUCGAAGUUGCCAUGGGAAGUAAGCUGGAUGCUGAGGACUUAAUCGUAACUUUAGAGUAACUCGAGUAGAAACGUCUAUAUGUAUAGAAGUAAAAGCAUCACAUCAUUUGUUCGGCUGUGUUAGAAAACAAUUUUUGAUUGUUUGUUGGAUUUUCAUAUACAGUCUUAUUAAGUUUUAAAGUCUUGUACAUAUUUUAUGUAUAUGCGGUAGACACCUGCAUUGUUUUAUACAAUUGAUUUGAUUUAUAUUUUUUUCUCAAGAAUUGUUAUGAAAUUGAUAUGUUGUUAAUUCCAUUUUUACAUUUAAUAUAUUUUUUUAUACACGU
This is a messenger RNA of Anoplophora glabripennis (Asian longhorned beetle), 4039 nucleotides long. RefSeq names its product pyruvate carboxylase, mitochondrial. Gene Ontology annotation, molecular function: pyruvate carboxylase activity; metal ion binding; ATP binding. Lineage: Eukaryota; Metazoa; Arthropoda; Insecta; Coleoptera; Cerambycidae. The transcript has 11 exons. The coding region runs from base 207 to 3773 and encodes 1188 amino acids. Gene Ontology annotation, cellular component: cytoplasm. The record is from RefSeq and is a predicted model, not a curated record. Gene Ontology annotation, biological process: pyruvate metabolic process; gluconeogenesis.